Heterobilharzia americana is the source of this 1067-nucleotide messenger RNA. The record is from the annotation of a GenBank genome assembly. Lineage: Eukaryota; Metazoa; Platyhelminthes; Trematoda; Strigeidida; Schistosomatidae.
AAUGUUGUUUUGGUUGUCUGUUAAAGACACAAGAGCUUUGACCUUGAUACUUUUCAAAAGUCACCAUAAUUGACUUAGUGGUGAUAUUCAUUAAUUACAUUUUCGAAAGGAUUCAGACAUUAUUAUUUAACUCUUUGGAAUAAAUAUUAUUACUGUUGCAUCGGAUACCUUCUGUAUAUUGCAGAUAAAAUUGAUGGACAGCUUAUAUUACCAAUGUGAAAUCGAGAGUUUACGAUCAGACUUAACAACAGCACAUAGCAUUGCAACUGAAUUGGAAGCAAAACUAAAUGAUUUACGCACGAAAUAUGAUACGGAUUGUUGUAACUAUGAAGAGAAGAUUCAAAUAUUAACAGAACGACAUGAAAGACUGGUGUCAAGUCAUCAACGUUUGAGUAAACUCAAUCAUGAAUUAGAAGAAAAGCUUUUGGAUACUAUCGAGAAGUCAACCUCUGAGAUACAACAGUUAACUGAAGAAUUGGAAUCAACUAAAAACUCUUUAAGACAAGCACAGAAGUCAUUGAAUGCUACUACACAAGAGAGGGAUCGCUGUAAAGAAGAUUGCAUUUCAGCUGUUAGAUUACUUCAAACAAAUCCUAAUCUCUUCUUGUCAGAACUACCACAACCUGAAUCUCCAUCAGCUGAUGAAGUCCAAAUAUUUGCAAAUUUAAGCAACGGAGACUGUUCUCAAGGUGUAAGCAAUUCAUCGUUUUCCAGUGCAACUUCUUUCUUCUCAACAUUUUUACCAACAUUUCCACCUGUAGGAUUGUUUAAUAGCUUACAAAUGGAAAAUAAUUCACAGUCUUCAAAAGUAUAUUCUUCUUUGAAUAAUACAUGCAAUAAUAUUACUGAAUUAUCGAACGAUACAACAACAGUGAGAAAUUCUACUGUUUACAGAUGUUCAUCUGCAUCGAAACCCAGUACAAUUGUCGAUUUAUAAUUCAUAUAUUAUAUAUUCAAAGCAUCUUUACUGUGUAUUCCUUCUUCUAUAAUGUUGAUUUUAUUUUUAUUUUGACUAUAAUACAAGCCUACCUGUGAUGAAUGUAAUUGGUGUAUAAAUUAGUACUUCU